AACGCUGAUUCUGCUCGGAUAUCUCAGGAGCAGAAACUAAAGGAGCGAGAGAAGGAGUUGAACAAGGACAUAGCUCAACACAUGGAUACAGCUCGAGCUGGCUAGAAGCUGCUGGCAGAGACGAAGAACAAGAUGCAGCAGGAGAUCAAACAGUGUGAGACAGAGCAGAACCGUCUGAAGUCUCAAUGUGAGAAGCUUGAGCAGGAGAAACAGCAGCUGCAGAGGGAGAAGAAGGAGCUGACAGACAAACUGGCAGCCAUCGACCACGCCCUCAAGACACAUGAUGCCUCCCUUGCAGCCAUGCAGAAGACUGUUGAUGAUGCAGUUGCUGAAAAGAACAAGGUUCUCCGUGACAUGGAGGAGACCCAGAGAAAGAUGGAGGCCACUCAGCAGCAGACACAGAAGAUGAAGGAGACCACAGACCGUGUAGACCAGGUUAAUAAUGAUCUGCGGGCCAAGAUGAUGGACAAGGAUCUUGAGCUUGAGAGUGCUACAGCUGAGUGUGAACGUUUGGCUGCCAGACUUGAGUCAGAGACUGUACAGAUGCAGCAGAAGAUCGAGGGGUUGGAGGCAGGGAAGGGAGAAGCGGAGGCUGGCCUUUCCAUGUCCAAGCUGAAUGUUCUCAAACUUAACAAGCAGUUUGUAGACCUCAAGUCAGAGAAGCAGAGUGUGGAACAGGCACUGGAGGAGAAAGAAAAGGAACUGGCUAAAAUGACAGCUCAGAAAUGUGAGAUGGAGAGACUCCACGAUGGCAUGAAGGGGCAGCUGGACCACCAGGCUGAUCGGUUUGACAAGCUUGCUCAUGAUCUGACAGAGAAAGAGAAUGAACUGAAGGACCUGACAAAUAGUCUCUGUCAGAGAGAUGCAGAGUUACACAAGAUGAAGAAUCAGAAUGAUGAAAAGGAUCUGGCUCUGCAGAACAAAGCUUCCAUUGUGGAAUCAAGGGAUCAAGAAAUUCACAAACUGAAGGACUCCUCAAGGAAAUGGAUGAACAAAUGUCAGAAAGGAAGAAGGACUUUGAUGUAG
Molecule: messenger RNA, 1026 nt
Organism: Haliotis rubra (blacklip abalone)
Lineage: Eukaryota; Metazoa; Mollusca; Gastropoda; Lepetellida; Haliotidae
Product: paramyosin-like
Exons: 3
Coding region: 133-1026 (297 amino acids)
Source: RefSeq, a predicted model, not a curated record